This is a messenger RNA of Bolinopsis microptera, 1849 nucleotides long. RefSeq names its product histone acetyltransferase KAT5-like. Gene Ontology annotation, cellular component: chromatin; MSL complex. Gene Ontology annotation, biological process: positive regulation of transcription by RNA polymerase II; negative regulation of DNA-templated transcription. The record is from RefSeq and is a predicted model, not a curated record. The coding region runs from base 6 to 1325 and encodes 439 amino acids. Lineage: Eukaryota; Metazoa; Ctenophora; Tentaculata; Lobata; Bolinopsidae. Gene Ontology annotation, molecular function: transcription coregulator activity; histone H4K16 acetyltransferase activity. The transcript has 5 exons.
UAGCGAUGAAAUCAGAGCUAACAAAUGGCACGGGUCUCUCGAACAAGAUUGCGCUACUUCUGGUGGAAGGUGCAAGGGUUCCCGCCAGGAAACGAAACACUGACGAUUGGAUUGAAGGGGAGAUAGUUGCUAAGAGACCAGGCGACGAUGGAAAACAAGAAUUUUAUAUCCAUUACAUAGACUACAACAAACGACUUGAUGAGUGGGUGCAUGAUGAUCAGCUCGACAUUAAUAAGAUAAAACUUCCUCAAACAAAGAACUCCAGACCGGUAUCUCCCACAGCAAUGUUGAACAAAGUGAACAGGAAGAGGAAGAUUGAAGAAACUAACGGAUACAGCAGUUCCCACAGCACAAACAGCGACACAGACGAAGCCCCACCAAUCGUCCCUCCCAUCAUGCCAGCAGGCCCACCAUCUACUGGCAGUCUUAGUCAGAACCAGAACACUUACGACGGUUUAACUCGCAUUAAGAACGUCCAGCAAAUUGAGAUGGGCAGAGCCCGGAUGACACCCUGGUACUUCUCCCCGUACCCCCAGGGACUCUGUAAUUUACCUGUCAUCUACAUCUGCGAGUUUUGUCUGAAAUAUCUCAAGAGUGAAAAUUGUCUCAAGCGUCACAAAAUAAAAUGCAAACUCUACCACCCACCUGGAAAUGAAAUCUACCGAAAAAACAAUAUCUCAGUUUUUGAAAUUGACGGUCGCAAAAACAAGAACUAUGCCCAGAAUUUGUGUCUGAUAGCCAAGCUGUUUCUUGAUCACAAGACUUUGUAUUAUGACACGGACCCCUUUUUGUUCUAUGUCAUGACAGAGUACGAUCAAUUUGGUCUGCAUAUGGUGGGGUACUUUUCCAAAGAAAAGGAGUCCAGCGAAGACUAUAACGUCGCUUGCAUUCUUACGCUUCCAUGUCAUCAAAAGAAGGGUUACGGCAGACUACUCAUAGAGUUCAGUUAUCUAUUGAGUCAAGUGGAAGGGAAGCUGGGCUCGCCGGAGAAGCCUCUCAGUGAUCUCGGAUUACUAAGUUAUCGGAGUUAUUGGAGUAAUGCUGUGUUAGAAGCGCUGAUUCAGUAUCUGGAUAGUCCCACUGAGAGCCCGCCCAGUUUAACUAUCCUAGAGUUGUGUGACCGGCUGUGUAUGAAGAAGGAGGACGUGAUCAGUACCCUCCAACAUCUCAACCUUAUCCACUACUACAAGGGACAGUACAUUAUAUGUCUGAGUAAUGAAAUUAUCGAUCAGCAUCGUAAGAGCAUGUUCAGAAGAAAGGUGCGGAUUGACGAUAAAUAUUUGCAGUGGCAGCCAAAGGACUGGUCAAAGAGGGGGAAAUGGUGACAUCAGUCAACUAUUGCAUCUACAAUAGUGAUAUCCUCCCGGUUUUAAUUUUAAAUGAAUUGUAGAUCUGGUGUUAUGAUCUGCUAUUUUAGCAUCUUUUGUAAUUUUUACGCGUAACAUUACUUUUUAAUUUUAAAUCGAAACCUUUUAACUGAUGUAGGAAUGGAUUGUGUUACAGAGGUCGGAGGUGAUUUGGCUAGUAAUUCCUAAAUGAGAUACUUGUCACCGCUGAAUAUUUUAGCUUUGCAUUUUUGAACGAAACUUAACUCCUUCUAGAUUCCGUGAAUGAUCACGAAAAUUUUAAACAUAGAACUUAAUUUAAAACAUAAUUUUAAUUUUAAACAUAGAACUUAAUUUCCCUAAAAUGUGGCUGAUCGAACCUCGAUGCUCUUCCUACUUUAAUAUUGAAAUGUUUAAUUGAUCAAAUUGAAAGGUGAUUAUGAUAACAGAUAAGAACGUAUCCACCUGGUAACUUUGAUGUAUAUUCCAAACGAAACUGAAAUCUUUAUUUUGUAAAACUGCAA